Molecule: messenger RNA, 261 nt
Organism: Monoraphidium neglectum
Lineage: Eukaryota; Viridiplantae; Chlorophyta; Chlorophyceae; Sphaeropleales; Selenastraceae
Exons: 1
Source: RefSeq, a predicted model, not a curated record
GGCGGCGCCGGCGGCAUACUCAGCGCGAUCGGCGGCGCGCUGGGUGCCGGCCGCGGCGCCGCCGGCGCGGCGGGCGGGGAGCAAUGGUACUAUAUCAGUGACGCCUCUGUGCGCCCGGUGUCAAAGGCCGAGGUUGCCGCGGCGCAGGCAUACAUUCUGAUGUACGUCCGCCGCCCCGCGCCCGACGCCGCCCCCGACGCUGCGCCCGGCGGCGCCGCCGCGGCGCCCGCGCUCUUGGGCGGCGGCGAGGCGGCGGCGUGA